Suillus clintonianus is the source of this 1730-nucleotide messenger RNA. RefSeq lists its product as uncharacterized. Gene Ontology annotation, molecular function: protein binding. The transcript has 3 exons. The record is from RefSeq and is a predicted model, not a curated record. The coding region runs from base 1 to 1686 and encodes 561 amino acids. NCBI's taxonomy places the organism in Eukaryota, Fungi, Basidiomycota, Agaricomycetes, Boletales, Suillaceae.
AUGGCAUGCGAACGAAAUUACAUUGACGUGUUUCCCAAGUGCCUGUUCCAAGCUUCUACUGAUAUUAGCUUCUAUACUCAGCGCCCACAUCCAAUCAAGACUAGCUGCCCACCCCACCUGCAUAUUGUGAAGAGAAUGGACCACGAAUUGAAGUCCAAAACAGAAUUUCUUUCUCUUGCUGAAGAACUGCAAUGUUACAUCCUGAGUUUUCUUCCUUGCCGAGAUAUUCUUCGUUGUACAUCUGUAUGCAAGGCCCUUCGCCAGACGUACAUGUCCUCAUACGAGCUCCAGUACAUUGUUGAACUCGGUGGCCAACAAUUACUCCCUGUCCCCAACACGGACGAUCACACACCUAUUUCCGAGCGCCUACAACUUUUGAGGGACAAAGCCCACGCAUGGUUCAAGGUCAACUUCCAUUCUUUAGAAACAGUCUCUCUAUGGGAGAAGAUGCAUUCCCCGCAGAUAAAUGAUGGCCAUAUCUACACGCACGACACACGAAAAGGCUUAGUCGAGAUCAUUCCAAUACUACCAAAACCCUCACAACAAACCGUCCAACGUGACCGGUGGCAACGAACAUUGAGUUCAAUAACUUCAACUCCCCGCUCAGUCGUGUGCAAUGUGUUCAUGGACCUAGCACAAAACCUGAUUGCUGUCCUGCAUUGUGUUGACCAGGCAUUCUACAUUGACCUUGGAGCCCUGGAUGGUGAUGGCGUUCACCCCCGAGCUGCUGGACGGAGACUGUCUCGCACGGUGCUGCCUGGAUCCGGGGACAUUUCCAGUAAUAGAUACCGUGCAAAUAUGAAGUGUUUCGGGAGGCAUAUCGCUUUCCAUUGGAGAUCUCCUUCGGAAGUCAUGUGGCUGCAGAUUUGGGACUGGAAAAAUUCAAUGACAUCCAAUUGCAUCCUCAAUGACAACGACGCAUACCCAGGCAAUUUUUUUUUCCUCGGAAGCAACAGGUUGCUCGUUGUCUACCACGAGUCGGAUUUGAAUAUCUAUUCAAUCGAGGAUACGUCCCAGGCCCCACAAUUGCUAGCGUGUUUUUCGAUGCCCAUCUCAUUGAAGCACACACGCCUCCAUUUAAUGGAUUAUAAUGGGCAUAAUUCACAGCCGCGGAUGCAAAUCCAACAAACGAUGUACAUGUCAGACCCUAAAUACUGGCUACUAUGCAUAACCGUAUACGAGAACCUCGGAACUCGUGCCGGUCCCGUCUUCAUCAUUUCUACGAGGGUUUUCCACGAUUUUGAUGGAAUGGCAGUAGCCAACUUGAAGCCAAUACCGUGGACACGCUGGGGCCCUUCAAAUACUCGUAUUUUCGACGCGGAGCACACUCAGGCUUAUGUAUUCACAUCUCAGCUUUGUGGGAAUCGAUUUUUUCAAGCAAUCCCGCUCAGCACGGGACACAGGUAUAGAUUGCAUAUGAUGGACUUCAGCCCGCUAGCUGUGACGAACAGGCGGGGUCUAGGACGAGUGGUGACAGAGCCAUCUACGAGAGACAUCAGUGAAUUGUCUGGCAGGCCCAAGGAGAGCUUGACGACAUUCUUGCCUUACGUCGAGGUUAAAUUGGACAGGGUGUUUCAUUAUGAAGAAUUACGCGUGUGGGUCGACAAGGAUAGAAUUUAUUUGGCCCAAAUGUUUGAUACCGGUCCAUGUCUUUGGGAAUCUACCCUCGAGGUCAUCGAUGUUUAGAGCGGUCUAUGUAUCAGCCAGCCACCCAUCACAAUACAAAAACU